AUGGAGAAUCAUUCCGAGAGUAUGUCGUGGGUGUUGGGACGCGUGAUGUGUUGUGUGGGAUCUGCAACAGAGCAGACGAGGUGACGAGUUCCGGUGAAUGUUCUUCAGUAGUUCCUGGGCGUGGGGAUCCAAGCUUCUAUCCAGCAGCCAUUCACCUUUCAAUACAGCAUUCAACCAAUGAACGGUCUAUCAAGUACUUCAAUAUGUUGCCCCGUAAAUUACUGCACAUUGUGUCGGAACUCGUGGUGCAUCUCAUUGCCACGUGGCGCAUACCGCCUAAUGCAGUUGUCUCGUAAUUUUGUUACAGUCUCCAGAUCGUAGCCGUUCAGACAAGUUCACACAGACAGAGCAGGAUGUCGGAUACGGAGGCAGAUGCACAGGCCAGCACGAACGGCGGUACCACGACGAACGGCACGGCUCAACCACUGUUGCCCUCACAGAAGGUGCUUGAGGAGGAGGAAGCGGAACGGUUGGCUGAGGAGGAACGCAAGCGUAACCGUGAGCCACCGAUCAUCUUCACCGAGGUCGAUUCCAAGCUGGAACUGGAGCGUCUGGUCGACUUUGUCGAUGGGAAGCUGUCAGAGGACGAGCAGGAAGCGGUAGACCAACUGCAUCAGUACCUGCUGCUCGGCGAAGGUGCCUGGACAUUCGGGGACUGUUUUCUGGUGUUUGUGGGCCGCAUCUUCCGCGAUCAGCAGUGCUUCUCGACAGAUGUCCGUGUGCAUCUGUUGCGGGCGCUUGCCAAUGCCGCACUGAAGGAGGACAUCAUACUGCUGCUGCACCAGGACCGGAAGGAGCAUGUGCUGAUGAACUUCGCCCAGGACAUUGAUCGACAUCCGCCCGAGGAGCAGCAAUCGAUCGCACUAUUUAUGUGCAACUUGUUCGAGAAUAACAACGCAUCGGAAUGGCUGCUGUACAUCUCCGAGUGGAACUACAACGGUUUGACCACGUCCAAUAUUCGGGCGACGACGAAGGUCGCGGUACACUGUCUGUUAGCGACCUGUCCACGAUUGCUGGACAUCGGUACCGCGCUCGUCCACAACAUCGCCUGCAAGGAGGUGAAGACGGUUGUGUUUGAUGAUGUGGCGGUGGAGAUCUCGAUGGCGUUGCUGCAGUUCUUCAACAGCUCCCCAACGGAGGAACAUCUUUUCCGCACGAUGAAAGCGUUGGCCAAGUUUGUGCAGGUGUCACCGGAUGUGCCGCAGUUUGUGCAGAUGAUUGGACCACAUCCGAAGAAUUUUAAGGGCAAAAGCGAACGGGUCGACGGACUGAUCGAUCAGAUCAGCAAGAAGAUACGCUAGAGCUAUCCCAGCUCACAAUCCAUCCGCUUUUCCAACCCACUUUCGUUCGGUGUUCUGUUCGGUGCCGUAACUGUGUUGAUGAUCGGUAACGAUCGUGAUCAGUCCAACACCGAACGUAAUCACCUUAUCUUAAACUCACACACUUCUAAGCAAGAUACAUAACACUGUUUCGUUCCGAACCUAAUCACCUGUUUGUGCUAAGCCGCUAGUAACUGCGUCCGCUCGCUUGGUGGCGUUAAGGAACAAUGAUGAAAUUAGUAGAACAUUUGCAAAAGAGGGAAGAUAAAUAGAGAGAGAGAGAGGAAGCGAGAGAGAUCGAUGACAAAAAGUAAUACCUUCCCGGUGCAAGUAGAGUGUAGUGGCGAAUGACAUGACCUUACGUCUGCUUGAAGACGUUAGCAUUCAAUUGCUGAUAAAAGAAAACACAAUACACACAACAACAAAAAACCUGCGUAAAAGAAUAAACUUAAUGUAACCAGUACUACUUAUG
Messenger RNA from Anopheles moucheti, 1791 nucleotides. RefSeq lists its product as uncharacterized. The coding region runs from base 354 to 1301 and encodes 315 amino acids. The transcript has 4 exons. The record is from RefSeq and is a predicted model, not a curated record. Lineage: Eukaryota; Metazoa; Arthropoda; Insecta; Diptera; Culicidae.